Molecule: messenger RNA, 4261 nt
Organism: Myotis myotis
Lineage: Eukaryota; Metazoa; Chordata; Mammalia; Chiroptera; Vespertilionidae
Gene: SLC6A12
Product: solute carrier family 6 member 12
Exons: 16
Coding region: 1616-3460 (614 amino acids)
Biological process (GO): neurotransmitter transport; sodium ion transmembrane transport
Cellular component (GO): plasma membrane
Molecular function (GO): gamma-aminobutyric acid:sodium:chloride symporter activity
Source: RefSeq, a predicted model, not a curated record
AGUGGGCUUGAGUUUGUGAGGUUUCAAGUUCAAGGGAGGCCAGGUCAAACAAGGCAGCUGUUCUACAAGGUGAAGGAGAGAUGACAAGACUGCUGAACCACACAUAUCUCCAGGUACUAGCAGAAAGUGUGACACCUUGUCGGCAUAAAAUAGUUUUUGAAUGAAUGAAUGGCUAGGAUAUUCGUCCUCUGCCUCAUCUGAUUCUCUUCCCUCUCGCUCCCCUUCACGGAGAGGCCGGGUGGGUAUUUUGUUCUGGAAUAGCUGAAUGGACGUUGCUGUCCCUUCUGCAGUAAGCUCCAUGGUGGACACAUGGGCCCAGCAUGCUGAACAGGGCAGAUGCAGCAGUGCAGGCACAGCACCCAGAUGAGCACAGGGUGAUUGGAGUGUGAGUUCUGGCUGCUCUGCUCACACCCUGCUGUGCUGGGCGUGACCCCCAGCCCGCCUCCUGCUUUCUCAGAGGCAAAGGUCUGAGAAUUGAGAUUCACUCUGGCUUCCCCUUGGCAGGGAAACCCACAUGAGGUGCUGAGGAGGGGCCUGAGAUACAGCGAGGGGGGUGCUUGAUGGAAAAUUACAAACAGAGAUUCUCACUUCAAUCUCAGCCCUGCGGGGAAGUUCUAAAAUAUAUAGGGGAAGCUCCUGCAAAGGGAAAUUUCCCCUUCUCCCCACAACUUCCCCUCCUCCGUACCAUCUACAGCUGAAGAAGCAUCUUCAUUGCCUUGAAAGAGACACCAGCUGUUCUGAAUGAAUCUGAAUGAAUGGGCCUCGGUCAGUCCUCCAACACCGUGAGGGUGUGCUCAGGAAUAGAGACAGGACCCUGUUCUGGAUAAGCUCCCCGGCGCACAGCAUGGGACAUACACAUUAUUCAGUGCGUUUCACCACUCAUAGCUGCCAGGCAACCAGACAAGGCACAGCUGUGCGCCUUAGGGCUGCCUGGACCACACACUCUACCACGCCAGCCCCAGCCUUCAGAGGACCCACAGCAAACACCUACAAUUCCCCUUAAGCACCUAUGUUAUCCCAAGCAGUUCACCCUAUUGCUUCAGCCCUCACAGCAACUCUACAAAGUGGGUAUUGUAAUAUACUGGUACCUUUUACAGAUUGAUAAACGGAGGCUCAUAAUAGGAUAAAUGAGAAGAGGAGGAGUUCAAACUCAGGUGUGACUGCAAACCUGUGUCCUUUGGGUUCCUUGAGGUGUGCUCUGGGCACUUUCUCUAGGAAAAUCCCAAGGAAAAGGGUAGUUGCUGUGCAGGUCCUGAGCCUGCCUCGAAACCACAGAGGGCAAGUACUUGGUGGAAAAGUCCAGCAUGUGAUUCACCCUCCUCCCGGACUCUGUCACUGAGGCCAACUCCCCUCUGAGGUUCUCGGUUUCCAGCCUGGGAGUUGGUGCUCCAUCCUCUGCUCUGGCGAGAGAGGGCUGGCCUUAUCUCCUCACCCCUAGGAAGGAGCUGGUACCAGGAGCGGGCAAGGAGGCGUGAAGCCCAGAGAGGAGGUGUGAUUUGCCUAGGGUCACACAGCAAGUUAGAGACUCAGCUCCACUACUUACUGCUUUGGCUGUGCCUCUCUCACCAUCUGGCCCCACUCCCAGCUCAGUGGCCUCUGGAUCCAUUACGGGGCUAUGGACAGGAAAGUGGCAGCCCAUGAGGAUGUGCCUCCUAUGGUCACCUGGGUCCCUGAGGAGGGAGAGAAGCUGGACCAGGAAGGCGAGGACCAGGUGAAGGAUCGGGGCCAAUGGACCAACAAGAUGGAGUUUGUGCUGUCAGUGGCCGGGGAGAUCAUUGGGCUGGGCAAUGUCUGGAGGUUUCCUUAUCUCUGCUACAAAAAUGGAGGUGGAGCCUUCUUCAUCCCCUACUUCAUCUUCUUCUUCACGUGUGGCAUCCCGGUGUUCUUCUUGGAGGUGGCCUUGGGCCAGUACACCAGCCAAGGGAGCGUCACAGCCUGGAGGAAGAUCUGCCCCCUUCUCCAAGGCAUUGGUUUGGCAUCUGUGGUCAUCGAGUCCUAUUUGAACAUCUACUACAUCAUCAUUCUUGCCUGGGCCCUCUUCUAUCUGUUCAGCUCCUUCACCUCUGAGCUGCCCUGGACAACCUGUACCAAUACCUGGAACACAGAGCACUGCAUGGACUUUCUGAACCACUCAGGAGCCAACACAGUGACAUCCUCUGAGAACUUCACCUCACCUGUCAUAGAAUUUUGGGAGAGACGUGUUCUGGGCAUCACUGCAGGCAUCCACGACCUGGGAGCCCUGCGUUGGGAACUGGCCCUGUGCCUCCUGCUUGCCUGGAUCAUCUGCUACUUCUGCAUCUGGAAGGGGGUCAAGACCACAGGCAAGGUGGUUUAUUUCACAGCCACGUUUCCCUACCUGAUGCUGAUCAUCCUGUUGAUUCGAGGCAUCACGCUUCCCGGAGCCUAUGAGGGCAUCAUCUAUUACCUGAAGCCAGAUUUGUCUCGCCUGAAGGACCCCCAGGUGUGGAUGGACGCGGGCACCCAGAUCUUCUUCUCCUUUGCCAUCUGCCAGGGGUGCCUGACAGCCUUGGGCAGCUACAACAAGUACCACAACAACUGCUACAGGGACUGCAUUGCCCUCUGCUUCCUGAACAGUGCCACCAGCUUUGUGGCUGGGUUUGUGGUCUUCUCCAUCCUGGGCUUCAUGUCCCAAGAGCAGGCGGUGCCCAUCUCUGAAGUGGCUGAGUCUGGUCCUGGUCUGGCCUUCAUCGCAUUCCCUAAGGCUGUGACUAUGAUGCCCUUAUCCCAGCUGUGGUCCUGCCUUUUCUUCAUCAUGCUCAUCUUCCUAGGGCUGGACAGCCAGUUUGUCUGUGUGGAGUGCCUGGUGACAGCCUCCGUGGACAUGUUCCCCAGGCAGCUCCGGAGGAGCGGGCGGCGAGAGCUCCUCAUCCUUGCCAUUUCUAUCCUGUGCUACCUGAUAGGGCUCCUCCUGGUCACCGAGGGCGGGAUGUACGUCUUCCAGUUGUUUGAUUAUUACGCUUCCAGCGGCAUAUGCCUACUUUUCCUCGCAAUGUCGGAAGUAAUCUGCAUCAGCUGGGUGUAUGGGGCAGACCGUUUCUAUGACAACAUUGAGGACAUGAUUGGCUACCGGCCAUGGCCCCUGGUAAAGAUCUCCUGGCUCUUCCUGACCCCUGGACUUUGCCUGGCCACUUUCUUCUUCUCCUUGAGCAAGUACACACCUCUCAGAUACAACAACAUCUAUGUGUACCCUCCCUGGGGAUACUCCAUUGGCUGGUUCCUGGCUCUCUCCUCCAUGGUCUGCGUCCCGCUCUUCGUCAUCAUUACCCUCCUGAAGACCCAGGGUACCUUCAAGAAGCGCUUGCGACAGCUCAUCACCCCUGACCCCAGCCUACCACAACCCAAGCAACACCUGUGUCUGGAUGGUGGCACCAGCCAGGACUGUGGACCCUCCCCAGUGAAGGAGGGACUGAUAGUUGGGGAGAAAGAGACCCACUUAUAGGAUGUGGCUGAAAGCCAGGGGGCUCCUGAGCCAGGAACCUGGGGUCAGGGCCACCCUCUCCCCCCAGUGGACAGCCUUCGCCUCUGUUCCCACCACAGCCCUGUUGCAAAUGCCUGCGAUGUCUGGGGCACCCCCAGCGAAGGCAAGAUUUCCUCCUCUCUCCUCUCAGCGGAAGCAGCUCCUCCUGGUGGGCUCAGGACGGUCCUGCUGGAACAUGCCACGCUGUGAAGCAACUCCCUGCUGGAACCCACUGUCUUAUUUAUAAAGGAGGGUGGUCUUUUUGGAGUUCACCAUCUGAUUAUAGCACAUUACAUUAUGAGGGAUCUCCUACUGCAGGGAUGUUUCCUGUUAGAGUUUACUAUAUUUGUGCAUUGGAAGAUAGUGCCAAUUGGAAUACACAUCAUGAUCUGAUUCAGAGAGCCGAUGGAACACUGUGCUGGAAGUGGCACUGAACACACCAUGUUGGACUCUGACAUUCCCUUAGAGGGGGCCCCUCACUAGGCGUAGCAUUCUGGAGUCCAGGGGGAGGGGACUAGAGAGUCAGCCAGGAGGCAGAUCUUCACAGGCCAUCAUUGCAUCGACGUUUCCAGGAGGCAGUCUCUCCCAGUGUUCCUAGUGCCAGUGCUAGUUCUACACUCUUCUUCAAAUGUUAUCAACUCAUGGAGCGUUCAAAUGGAAGGGACUUACAGAUGAUGCCUGGACUGUGUCCUAUGUCCAUGACAGACUUUGCUAAUUGAUUACCAAUUCUUUCCCACCUCAUAGUCCUUCCAAAUAUAGUGCUCCGGGCAGCUUCAUUUGCCA